Molecule: messenger RNA, 4362 nt
Organism: Manis javanica (Malayan pangolin)
Lineage: Eukaryota; Metazoa; Chordata; Mammalia; Pholidota; Manidae
Gene: RIPOR3
Product: RIPOR family member 3
Source: RefSeq, a predicted model, not a curated record
UCUCCCUGGCGGAGCUCAGAGUGACACUGACGGGCGAUCUGCCGCGUCCAGAGCAGCAGGCAGCAUCCGGGGGGAGCGAGGCCGGCCCGGGGGCCUCAGGCGGGCUUCCUGGAACCCCGGCCCCACGGCCGCCUCCACCCUGACACAGGCCAGAUAAGAGCCGGGCCGCAUUAUCAGAGGCCGGCAGCGCACUGUCCCCGCGGCACACGAGGAAGCCGGGACGGGGGGCUCCUCCGAGCGUCUUCUGAGUGGCCAGGCUGGACAGGCUUUGCUGGGACCUCGCUCGUCUCCUGCAGCGGAUGGGAGCCACCCCUGCUGCAGCCAUAGAGGAAGCCAGGCUGCUUCGAGGGGGAUAGCGUGACAAGGUCCUGAAUGUGACACGGUCCUGAAUGUGCAGACCUGCUGGACGGUGACAGCCAUGUCCAUGCGGGUGCGAUUCCUGUCCGCUGGGGACACAGGGGCUGUGGGUCUUGUGGGCCGGAGCGCCUCCUUCGCGGGCUUCAGCAGUGCACAGAGCCGGAGGAUUGCAAAGUGCAUCCACAGGAACUCAGUGAGGUCUCGGAUACCUGCAAAGUCCUCCAAGAUGUAUGGCACACUGCGGAAGGGGUCUGUCUGCCUGGAUCCCAAGCCACAGCAAGUGAAGAAAAUCUUUGAAGCUCUGAAGAGAGGCCUCAAGGAGUGCCUGUGCGUCCAGCAGGCAGAGCUGGAUUACCUGUCAGGACGCCACAAGGACACCCGCAGAAGUUCCAGGCUGGCCUUCUAUUAUGACCUGGACAAGCAAACGCGCUCUGUGGAAAGGCACAUUCGGAAGAUGGAAUUUCACAUCAGCAAGGUGGACGAACUCUAUGAGAGCUACUGCAUCCAGUGCCGCCUGCGGGAGGGCGCCUCCAACAUGCAGCGAGCCUUCUCCAGGUGCCCGCCAAGCCGCGCCUCCCGAGAGAGCCUGCAGGAGCUGGGCCGCAGCCUGCAGGAGUGCACCGAGGAUAUGUGGCUCAUCGAGGGAGCCCUGGAGGUUCACCUGGGCGAGUUCCAAGUGAGGAUGAAAGGCUUGGUGGGCUACGCACGCCUCUGUCCAGGAGACCAGUACGAGGUGCUCAUGCGCCUGGGCCGCCAGCGCUGGAAGCUUAAGGGCCGGAUUGAGUCAGACGACAGCCAGACCUGGGAGGAGGAGGAGAAGGCCUUCAUCCCCACCCUGCAUGACAACUUUGAGAUUAAGGUGACUGAGCUGCGUGGCCUGGGCUCACUGGCAGUGGGCACAGUGACGUGUGACAUCACCGAGUUCUUCACCGCCAGGCCUCAGGUCAUCGUGGUGGACAUCACAGAGCUGGGGACCAUCAAGCUACAGCUGGAGGUGCUGUGGAACCCAUUUGACGCUGACAGCUUCCUGGUGUCACCAAGCCCCAUUGGCAAGUUCUCCGUGGGCAGCAGGAGGGGUUCCUUGUACAAUUGGACACCCCCAAGCACCCCCAGCUUCCGAGAGAGAUACUAUCUGUCUGUCCUACAGCAGCCAGCACAGCAGGCCUUGAUGAUGGGCGGGCCGAAGGCCACGUCCAUCCUCAGCUACCUGUCCGGCAGUGACCUUCAGGGUCCUGGCCUGUGGAGACAGAGUCAGGAGCUGCCUGAGAUGGACUCCUUCAGCUCCGAGGACCCCCGAGACACUGAGACCAGCACAUCAGCGUCCACCUCGGAUGUGGGGUUCCUGCCCCUGGCCGUUGGCCUCAAUGCCUCCAUUGAAGAGGAGGCUCAGGAGGAACCCCCAGCCCUGGGCCUCCUGCCAGAGAUGGCCCACCUGGCUGGAGGCCCGUUUGUUGAGCAGCCUGGAUGGAGGCAUUUGGGAGUAGAGAGCCCCAAGCCGGCCCAGGGCUCCCUAUUCCACAACCACACAAUCCUGGGCCACGACGAGGGAGAAACAGGGCACAGAGUGGACGAGCCUGGGGUGACCCUCGAGAGGCCCCUCCAGGAGGUCCUGGAUUUACUGAGGUCUGUGGAUCCCAGCCAGCCCCAGCUCCGGGAGCUGGAGUACCAGGUCCUCAGCUUCAGGGAGCGGCUGGAGCCCCAGGGAGCCUGCCCAGAGCAUGCCUCUGCCGAGAGCCUGAUGGAAUGCAUCCUGGAGAGCUUUGCCUUCCUCAAUGCUGACUUCGCCCCGCAGGAGCUGCCCCUGUUUGGGGGUCCCCAGGACCCCAGAAAGGGCAGGCCCCCGCCCCCACCACCAUCACUGGAAGCAUCUAGAAUGCUCACGGCUGGUGCCCCAGAGCUGGAUGUGCUGCUCAUGGUCCACCUCCAAGUCUGCAAGGCCCUGCUGCAGAAACUGGCCUCUCCUAAUUUGUCACGGAUGGUCCAGGAAUGUCUUCUGGAAGAAGCUGUGCAGCAAAAACAGGUGCUGGAGACUCUUUUGGCACUUGACUUUGAGAAGGUCAGCAAGGCAACCUCCAUUGAUGAAGUCAUCCCACAGGCUGCGCGGAGGAAGGGGUGCCUGAGGCUGUGGAGAGGGUGCACGGAGCCCGGCGGGGUCCUGGCCUGCCCGGCCACAUCGCUCCUGAACCAGCUUAAGAAGACAUUCCUGCACAGAGUCAGAGGGAAAUACCCAGGACAGCUGGAAACCGCAUGCCGCAGGCUCCUGGAGCAGGUGCUCAGCUGCGGUGGGCUGCUCCCCAGAGCCGGGGUCCCAGAAGAACAGACCAUCACCUGGUUCCAGUUUCACAGUUACCUGCAGAGGCAGAGCGUCUCUGACCUGGAGAAGCACUUUGCCCAACUCACCAAGGAAGUCACUCUCAUCGAGGAGCUGCGGUGCACGGGGCAGCUCAAGGCGGUCAGGAAGCUGCAGGGGAAGCGGCUGGGCCAGCUUCAGCCCCUGCCCCAGACGUUAACAGCGUGGGCACUGCUGCAGCUGGAUGGGACCCCGCGGGUGUGCAGGGCAGCCAGCACUCGACUGGCCGGGGCAGCCAGGAACAAGAGCUUUCGGGAAAAGGCCUUGCUCUUCUACACCAAUGCCCUGACCGAGGACGAUGCAAAACUCCAGCAAGCUGCGUGCGUGGCGCUAAAACAUCUCAGGGGCAUGGAAAGCAUCGAUCAGAUCGCCAGCCUGUGCCAGUCUGACCUGGAGGCCGUACGAGCUGCAGCCCGGGAGGCCACGCUGUCAUUCGGUGAAAAAGGACACUUAGCUUUUGAGAAGAUGAACAAACUUUGCUCAGAGCAAAGAGAAGGUGGCUUUUGCCAGGAGGCAGACGUUGAGAUCACAAUAUUCUGAGAAGCCUCAGCUGCUGAGCUCAAACCUGGCAUCUUUGCUUUUGUUGCUGCCCAACCUCUUCACAGGGCCGGGGUUUUGGUGGGGGCACACUGCGUGCUCCCCCAGUCGCUUGAGCUGCCCGGAGCUCCCCGAAUCUUCAAACGAGUUACAAAGCUCCAGGCCACCACGGAGGCUGUGUGUAGGAGCCGAAAAAGGUGAAGUCAGCACUUCAGAGGCUUCACAACAGACAACUUCAAUCAAAUGAUCAAUUUUUUGGAUUUGACAAUCUGUCUGACCUUCCUCAGAAAGCAGAGCGGGGUCAAUGCCAGGCUGCUGCGCCACAAAGGGCUGGGCCAGGCAGGGUGAGGCCUGGCAUAGGAGGCUCCAAGACGAAUGUGCUUAGCUGGAGGUCUCCCUGUGGGUUGGCAAGCUUGGCAACUGGGUCCCAAACUGGGAUUGAAGUGGCAAGCAGGCCGAGUGACCCUGCUAAUAAGGAAAUAGGGUGAUGGGUCGAAUCAUUUGAACAGCAUCCAGCUGUCACCUUGGCAAGCUGGGGAAGGCAAACGGCCAGGAUUUCUAUGAUUCAUUUGUAACCUACACUGCAGCCCAAAUGCCAGUGCGGAGCCUGGUGGCGGCCUGCUGACCGUGGGCUUUAUUUUCACUGUGUUCAGUAGUACAAGGAAAAGAGAAUGCCAAUGGUCAAGAAGUUGCAAGUGUCAUGGCAGUAAAGGCAUGUACUUUUACCUCAUUAAUCAAAAUGGAAUCCAACUUUUGAAGUCAACUUAAGGCCUACUAAACAGUUUCAGAAGCCAUAAGCUAGUUUGAAAAAAAGACUCACUGAAAAGCAUGUUUAAAGAAAGAAAAUUAGUUUCCUAUUUAAGUCUAUUAAAAAAAAUGCUGAUGUGUCCUCAGCUGUUGUGUUAAUAAUGUAGAAAACCUAGGGGUUUGAAUGAGGCUAUCAACAACGGCCUUGAAAACUUUGUAACUUAAACAUCCUCAUUUAAACUUUCUGUAUAUAUUUUGUGCUUUUUGGUUUAACUUAGUAUUUAUUUACCUCAUUCCUAUGUUCAAUCUUCUGACAUUUUAAUUAAAAAAUGGUUUUUAUUGGUGUUUCACUUUACCUGAAAAAAGCAGAA